Bombina bombina (fire-bellied toad) is the source of this 2483-nucleotide messenger RNA. It is a transcript of the gene KLHL18, whose product is annotated as kelch like family member 18. The record is from RefSeq and is a predicted model, not a curated record. Bases 25 to 1761 code for a protein of 578 amino acids. Lineage: Eukaryota; Metazoa; Chordata; Amphibia; Anura; Bombinatoridae. Gene Ontology annotation, molecular function: protein binding. The transcript is spliced from 10 exons.
AGCAGUUGUUAGUCCCCGGACAAUAUGGUGGACGAACUGGAGGAGUUGGAGGAUUUGGUGCAUGUCACUGUUGGGGACCUGCCGAAUCGGGGCUAUGGCGUUAUGGAAGAGAUACGUCGGCAGGGCAAGCUAUGCGACGUCACACUUAAGGUCGGGGAGCAUAAAUUCAGCGCCCACCGGAUUGUGUUGGCUGCGUCUAUCCCGUAUUUUCAUGCUAUGUUUACAAAUGACAUGGUAGAAUGUAAACAAGAUGAGAUUGUCAUGCAAGGAAUGGACCCCAGCGCACUGGAAGCUCUGAUAAAUUUUGCAUACAAUGGGAACCUUGCUAUAGACCAGCAGAAUGUUCAGUCCCUGCUCAUGGGUGCCAGCUUCCUGCAGCUGCAGAAUAUCAAGGAUGCCUGCUGUUCGUUUCUGAAGGAAAGAUUACACCCGAAGAACUGCUUGGGCGUGCGCCAAUUUGCAGAAACCAUGAUGUGCGCAGUGCUGUACGAUGCAGCCAACCGCUUUAUUCAUGAGCACUUUGUGGAGGUCUCCAUGUCUGAAGAGUUCCUGGCCUUGGCCUUCGAUGAGGUUUUGGAGCUGGUCUCCCGGGAUGAGCUAAACGUGAAGGCUGAGGAGCAGGUAUUCGAGGCAGCUCUUGCGUGGGUGAGGUUUCAACGGGAGCAGCGAGAAGCUUUUUUACCAGAACUACUGUCAAAGAUCCGCCUUCCUCUGUGCAAGCCGCAGUUUCUCACUGACCGCGUGCAACAAGAUGACCUGGUUCGCUGCUGUCAUAAAUGCCGGGAUCUUGUGGAUGAAGCAAAGGACUAUCACUUAAUGCCAGAACGUCGGCCGCACCUGCUUGCAUUUAAAACCCGCCCACGCUGCUGCACAUCUAUAGCGGGGCUUAUCUAUGCAGUGGGAGGACUCAACUCUGCAGCAAAUUUUUAUGCAGGUGACUCCCUCAACGUAGUGGAGGUCUUUGAUCCAAUCGCCAACCACUGGGAGAAGUGUCAACCAAUGACAACGGCUCGCAGUCGAGUUGGUGUGGCUGUUGUAAAUGGACUUCUGUACGCCAUUGGUGGUUAUGACGGCCAAUCCAGAUUGAGUACAGUAGAGGUGUAUAAUCCAGAGACAGACGUUUGGACAAAAGUAGGAAGCAUGAACAGCAAGAGAAGUGCCAUGGGGACGGUGGUGUUGGACGGACAGAUUUAUGUCUGUGGAGGGUAUGAUGGGAACUGCUCGCUUAAUUCUGUUGAGACGUAUUCACCUGACACUGACAAGUGGACAGUUGUUACUCCCAUGAGCUCCAAUCGCAGCGCGGCUGGCGUGGCUAUAUUUGAAGGCAGAAUAUAUGUGUCAGGAGGACAUGAUGGAUUGCAGAUCUUUAACACUAUGGAAUACUACAACCAUCACACAGCUACUUGGCAUCCGGUGGCGAGUAUGCUGAACAAGCGUUGCCGACAUGGCGCUGCCUCUCUGGGGAGCAAGAUGUUCAUUUGCGGAGGAUAUGAUGGAUCAGCUUUUCUAAGUGUCGCUGAGGUGUAUAAUUCUAUGGCAGAUCAGUGGUACCUCAUAACACCCAUGAACACUCGUCGUAGUCGUGUUUCUUUAGUAGCCAACUGUGGCCGCCUUUAUGCUGUGGGUGGUUAUGAUGGGCAGUCGAACUUGAACUCCGUAGAAAUGUAUGACCCUGAAACAAACCGCUGGACGUUUAUGGCUCCCAUGGUGUGUCAUGAAGGAGGAGUGGGCGUAGGUUGCAUACCGCUCCUUACCAUAUAGCAUCAGAGGAAUGCCAGAUCCUACACUCGUAGGAAGAGCCUCAAUGUAUGAUUUUGUUAAUGUGAAUAUCAAUGAAAUAAGGUACAUCUCCAGGUGCUCAAGUCUUUACUCUUCCUACUGUCUAUUGCCCUUUUUAUAAUCCACAAAUUGGUUUCAGACAAUCUGCUUUUACAGAGGCAUUAAUUUAACACAAGGAAUGUAUUUAUUAACCAGUCUCUCAAGAUCUGGUGACCCAAGACAGGAGACGGUCUUCGUGUCCAGAAUAACAUGGACUCCUUGCAGGUUUUUAUCAUGAACUCCAUUUGGUUCCAGAGCUGCUAUGAUCAUAACAAUGUAGCUGUUGCACCAAAGUAUUUUGUAUGUUGUGCAUAUAAUGCUAUACCCUGCACAGUGGAGGGGGCAUAGUGGCUACAUUGUCACUACGCUUGCAAUUAAAGGGCGUUCAUCUGAUUUGCUUUAGUGUAUAGUUAACAUGGACCUAGUGUAAGAUUCAGAUAAAAGUAUACUGUUUCUUUAAAAGUACAUGUUCCUCUGUUGUCCUAUUGAUUGUACUAAAAUAUUCUGGUGGUUAAAUUACAUGUCAAGUCAUCAGAUCUGCAAACUAUAGAUCCUUUUCCAACAUACCUUGGUGUGGCGACCAAAAAUAACAAUAUUUUGCUUUAUUGUUUCCGUUCAACUCAGAAUGCCAUUGACAAAUUAAAUCAGAAGAUAAUUCUACACUU